Messenger RNA from Trichoderma virens Gv29-8, 3987 nucleotides. RefSeq lists its product as uncharacterized. Gene Ontology annotation, biological process: stress-activated MAPK cascade; protein phosphorylation. Gene Ontology annotation, molecular function: MAP kinase kinase kinase activity; ATP binding. The record is from RefSeq and is a predicted model, not a curated record. Gene Ontology annotation, cellular component: cytoplasm. Bases 1 to 3987 code for a protein of 1328 amino acids. The transcript is spliced from 2 exons. Lineage: Eukaryota; Fungi; Ascomycota; Sordariomycetes; Hypocreales; Hypocreaceae.
AUGACCGAAGACGAGGACUCGUCGCCUGAAUCCAACGGCGCCGACCAGCACGCCGUCGAGCGUCAAGACGAGCUGGGUUCGAUCAGCAGAUAUGCCGACGCCCCCAACCACCUCACCGGCUCGCUGAAUUCGCUCCCCUCUGGGACACACAUCAAUGGCGGUCCGCCUCCUAAGCGGCAGAGCGCAGGAGAGGCAGACGCGCCGCAUCUAACACGCCCCUCGGGCCCCGUGCGAAUGCCGUCCAAUACAUACAACCCUUCCACCUCACGGAAGCCCGGUGCCCCUCAGUCGCAGCCGUCCUUCUCAGAAUCAGCGCGAUCCUCGUCCAAGACGCGACCGCGACAGAGCGACAGCCGCUUUCGGGCGCAAGAGCGGGCAUAUGUCCAGACGCUGCGGCAAGGAGGCUACACGGGCGAAUAUUUUAGCCAGUUCCAGCCACCAACCGGAAAUGAAUCGGACUCGGAAGGCGAGACCCCGUCGUCUGAGGGCCCCUUCGAUGACCGCCUCGACCAAGAGACCAUCAUGUUCUACGGCAACGAUGACAUACAGCCGACGGAAGAAGACAUCGCAGUUCCCGAUAACAGGGAAAGGUUGGAGUGGCACGGCAUGCUGGAGGCAGUAUUGACGGGAGACGUCGUCCGGCAGGAGAAGAAGCGCCUGAUCAACUCUACAGACACCACCACCAGCAGGGCAACCUAUAGACAGGAGCUAUGGCUCGAACUCCGCGCUGAAUCGUGUGGAAGGCGUGUUCCGGUUCAGAAGCGUAUGGUGGAGGAUGGCCGGGCGAGCGUGGACCGUCUUUUGGACGAUGUCGUCAAUUUCAAAGUCAAGGGAACCAACGAGGCGGGGAAACCACCCUACGAGCAGGUCAAGGAUGUGGUCAAGAAGAUUGAAAAGUGCCAGAGCAUGUAUCCUUCCUGGACAGCCCUCGUGGCGGAGCACAAAUCUGCCGUCUCCCCCCAGUUUUUGGAAGCCUACGAAGCCAUCAUGUCUUGGUAUAACACAAAUGAGAUGAUCAACACAGAGCUCGCGAUUCUCAAAAAGUGGGUCGGAAACGAUGAGUUGAUCUUUACUCAGACCAAGCAGCGAUCUCCGGCCGUCGACGGCAUCGCCACAGACGAGACCUCGUUCCUCGAUAAGCUCAUGAAGGAAGACGGCCUCCAGUCGCUAUACAACGAGAACGCAAAGGUUAUACUCAGGGGCGACUUGGUCCAGUGGGGAAUGCUGGUGCCGAUAUCAAACGUUAUCCAAAAAGCAAAGGAAACACUGAUCCGUAACUCGAUCCCUUUCCAGAAACGACACCUGCCGCCUUACCUCGACGAGCUACUGACCCUCAUCAGCUUCCCUUCACGCCUGAUUGAGGAGAUUACAAGAACGCGGUUGGGGUACGCCAAGGAAUAUGCCAAGAAAGUAAAGGCCACAGCUCAGCAAAACCCGCUGUUGCAAGAUCAGAUGAUCUCCCAGUUUCAGCUGCUGCUGCAGUUUGCCAUGAGGAUCAAGACUGAAUAUCUCGAGAUCGAGAAACCGGAGCCCGGGUGGGACCUGCCUCCAUGCAUCGAUGAGACGUUCGAUGGGGUGGUGCUGGAGGCCCUCAAGUAUUAUUUCAAGCUGCUCAACUGGAAGCUCACCGGGAAUAAAAACACCUUUAAGGAAGCCGAGCUGUUGUUUCAGGAGUGGGACUUUGCCAACGAAAUCGGCGGGUCCCUUCAAGGCGGCAAUAUCGAGGUUGCCGAGCAGUUUAGUUCGCUGACACUCAAGGCCCUCAAACGCCUGAGCACCAUGUUCGAAAAGGAGCUCAAAGCCAAGCCCAACGAGAGCGGGCCAGAGAUGAGCAAACGGUACAAGGCUGCCUUGGAUUCGGUACGCGUCCGCCAGAGGAUGCUUCAGCGCUUUUCCAGGAUGCUGAGCGCAAACUACGAGCACGCGUGUGACUUUACCAUCAAUCUGGGAACGGAUGAAUUGCAGGUGCUUUACGACCACCUGGUGGCGUCGGGCCACUUCCAGGUGGACACGCAGGGUGUGUUUGAGACUCUGGGUCUCUUCUUGAUAGCAGCUCCAGAAAUGAGGACCAGGCUCGACGAAAUCCAAGCCAUGCUGGCCAUCACCUCUUUGGAUCGAUUCCCCGACGAUGCCGGGGAUCGGUACGUCCUCAUCAUUAAGCCGGAAGGCCGUAUUUCAUGGAUUGGUGAGAUCGUGACUGUGCCUGUGCAGGUCAAGGAUCAGGAUAUUGAGAUGCAAACCGGGCACGCUCGGCUAUGCGCCACGAGAAGCGAGGCCAUUGCUAAUACGCGGAGAGCUUUCCUUGAGGCCAUUGACAUGCACCUUGACCUUGCAGUGGAAUCGCGGUCCAAUAUACACAAGGUUAACGCGAGGCUGAGUGAGAUUCGCAACAUGGCCUUCAAGCUCUCCAAUGCCUUCAUGGAGAGCGUCGAAACCAUCAGGGAGCAGACGAAAGGCAAGGAUUGCCAGGAGCUCAUUCAAACGUGCUUCAUAUCUGCCACUGAAUUCGGCCAGCGCUCGCUGCCGUACAUGGACGCCAAUCGCCGGCAGAUGAACAACAUCCAACUGACGAAGCUGGCGCUCGACUGGGUCAGCUUCAUCUGCGAUGACUGCGUGGCGUCAGAUCGAAGGACAUUCCGGUGGGCAGUGCUUGCUCUGGAGUUUGCCAUGGGCAUGACUCGCGGACGCCACAUCUUAGCCCUAGGCCAGGAGGAGUACGAGAGGGUACGUUCCAAGGUUGGCGGGUGUAUGUCCGUCCUGAUCUCGCACUUUGACAUUAUGGGGGCGAGAUCCAGCCUGGCUGCCCAGGCGGAGAAGGAAAGAAUCGAAAAUCUUAUGAGUCAGUUUAGGAAGGACAAGAACAAGAUGCUGGACGAUGAAGAGGCCACGCUGGGUGUUACUGAGCAGCGGCUAGAGAAGCUCCUUCGCGUGGACGAGUUUCGGCAAGACAAGGAGGCUGAGCGACGGGCACUGGGUCGCGUGCUGGAGACGAACAACGAGGCCGACCGGUCGCUGGCCUAUCUAUCGGCGUCGGCAACGAACGUCACGGUACGAUGGCAGCAGGGCCAGUUUGUGGGUGGAGGUACAUUUGGCAAUGUCUACGCCGCGAUGAACUUGGACACGGGCCAUUUGAUGGCGGUCAAGGAGAUUCGACUCCAGGACCCCAAGUUGAUUCCGACGAUCGCCGAGUCGAUUCGUGAGGAGAUGCGCGUGCUGGAAGUCCUGGACCACCCCAACGUUGUGUCAUAUCACGGCAUCGAGGUGCACCGAGACCGCGUCUACAUCUUUAUGGAGUUUUGCUCUGGAGGGUCCCUCGCCAACCUGCUAGAACACGGCCGUAUUGAAGAGGAAGAGGUCAUUAUGGUGUAUGCGCUGCAGCUGCUGGAGGGUCUCGCCUAUCUGCAUGAGAGUGGAAUUGCUCAUCGAGAUAUUAAGCCUGAGAACAUCCUUCUCGAUCACAAUGGCAUUAUCAAGUAUGUGGAUUUUGGCGCCGCCAAGCUGAUUGCUCGUCAGGGUCGGACAAUGGCCGCCGACCUACACGCGUCAAAGCCAAACAAGUCCAUGACCGGAACUCCUAUGUACAUGUCGCCAGAGGUAAUCAAGGGCGAUAACCCCGGCAAGGCUGGGUCGGUGGACAUUUGGUCCCUAGGAUGUGUGAUUCUCGAAAUGGCGACAGGACGACGGCCGUGGGCCAAUCUGGACAACGAAUGGGCCAUCAUGUACAACAUUGCCCAGGGUAACCCGCCACAGCUCCCGUCGCCGGAGCAGCUCAGCCCUCAGGGCAUCGAUUUUCUCACCAAGUGCUUUACCAGGGACCCUCAACAGAGAGCGACGGCAAUAGAACUGCUGCAGCAUGAGUGGAUAAUGACCAUCAGAAACCAGGUAGUUGAGCCGGCGACACCCAGCGAUGCUAGCGGAUCGUCACUGUCGCCGUUUGUGUCGGCCACCUCGACCAGGACCAGUAUUGGGGUAGACGGAUUUUACUAA